AUGGGUCAGAUAUGGCAAUUACUCCGGGAGAUGCAACAGAUGGCCAGCCGCCCCUUUGCUUCCAUCAACGUUGCCUUAGAAACGGACGAAGCGCCCCCGGACCUCAUCGGAGGCAGCAUUAAGAUGGUCCCCAAGCCCAUCACUCUGGAGCCCUGUUUUGGCAACAAGGCGGCGGUGCUCUCAGUGUUUGUGCGGUUGCCACGAGGCCUGGGUGGGAUCCCUCCACCUGGGCAAUCAGGUCUUGCCGUCGCCAGCGCUUUGGUGGACAUUUCACAACAGAUGCCGAUCACCUACAAAGACAAGUCGGGAGUGGUACGAAACAGGAAACAGCAACCUCCAGCCCAGCCCGGAACCUGUAUUUGA
Messenger RNA from Protobothrops mucrosquamatus (brown spotted pit viper), 363 nucleotides. Its product is annotated as attractin-like. NCBI's taxonomy places the organism in Eukaryota, Metazoa, Chordata, Lepidosauria, Squamata, Viperidae. Gene Ontology annotation, cellular component: Golgi apparatus. The transcript has 4 exons. Bases 1 to 363 code for a protein of 120 amino acids. The record is from RefSeq and is a predicted model, not a curated record.